AUGAAUGGGAGUCGUGAUGCCAGUAACCCUCAUUCGCAGUUCUACUCCGCAUCACAGAGCCUUCGGCGCAAACGCCUGCUUUCAGGCUCGACAUCGCCGUUCGAUCACGAUUCAUUUGAGUCCGCACAGAGCGAUGGGUCCAUCUUUAAUGCCAUCCGGGUCGCCACGCCGGAUAAACCCAGUCGUUUCUACGCCUCACUGAAUAAAGACAGCCCCGUUCGUGAACAAGGAUUGGCUGUGAACAUGGCCAGAUUUGUGUUUUCAGACUCCCAAGCCUCAGCCUCUCCCACUGAUCUACCAAGGCAAAGACGAACUCCAGCACGGAAACCUGGUGAUCAUCGCAAGAUAUUCUCUGAUCAGAACUGGCACGCCCCAGCACCCCGAAGGCCUGUCCCAAAACCAGUGGUCCCCGACUCUCCUGGUUACCACCGUAAAACGGUUUCACUCGGCACGACUGAUAAUCCCCGCGGUCAAAGAUGGCCUGGGACUACACAACCCGCUGUCGUUCUCGUCCAGCCUCGAUACCCAGCACCCGAACGAAGUCCCACACCACCUGGUCUUCCCUCGUUUGGCUCCCCAGAAGCCAUGCGAUACUCUGCCCGAUUUCUUAUGCGAGAUAACGCAGCCCAUGCCCGCGCAAACGAAGGAUCCAAUGCACAACGCAGCAGCUCAUAUGGCGGAACCAUUCGGCGGUUCUUUGGAUUUCCGACACCGACGCGGCGCAUUGACGUGCGCUCUGUGACUGGGAUCGGAAGAGCAGAGGAUGGAACAAUGGUUCAGGGUCGAUUCCCCUAUCGGCAGAGUGGUCAUGGAACCAAUGUCGCCCGGCCGCUGCACGAUCAUCCGUUCCAUCAUCGUCUUCCGACUGCUCGCUUCGAAUCUGGAGAGACUUCUCAGACUUAUGCUGAGACUUCUAAUAAAAGAAGCCUCAGAGACCAACGCUCGAGGCCCAAUGAACCUUCUCAUCUGACUCGACGACGUUCGCUUUCUCCUGGAGGUGGCUUCUCUUUCCCAUCGAGGCCGACCUCUGCGGUGGUGGCGGGUGCGCGUCCACUGAGACCUGUUGCGCUUCAUAGGCUUCCCCGGGAUUUAUCUGGGCCCACUCGUUUAUCCAGCACCACGGCAAACUCCGGCGCGCCUUCCCCUGAAGGUUCUGGAAAUGCUAGCCAUCCAUCUUCUGUGUCAUCCCGAAUCCAUUCGUUCUUUUCGGCUGUCUGUGGAGACGGUGCGGGCGAUGCCCAUGAAGAUACAUCGAUCUAUCCAACCCUUACCUCUUGGAUCAACUUCCAGCCAUGCAUUUGCUGCUUGGGUGGCCAUGAAGAGCCUAAUGAUCCUCUCGCCCCAAUCACUUCCCGGGACACAUAUACAACUGCCAGAAGUCAGGUGUCGCCUGCUGGUUCCCAAACGGGGAGUGUUGAGGAAAGCCGUCCGCAAGUUCGGAGUCUUCAGGCAUGGGUCUCUUCUGUGUAUGGUGUGAUGUUUCCGACGCUUGUGAAUCCCACCACGCUUUAA
Molecule: messenger RNA, 1512 nt
Organism: Penicillium salamii
Lineage: Eukaryota; Fungi; Ascomycota; Eurotiomycetes; Eurotiales; Aspergillaceae
Source: the annotation of a GenBank genome assembly